This is a messenger RNA of Rhododendron vialii, 1608 nucleotides long. Its product is annotated as F-box/FBD/LRR-repeat protein At1g13570. NCBI's taxonomy places the organism in Eukaryota, Viridiplantae, Streptophyta, Magnoliopsida, Ericales, Ericaceae. The record is from RefSeq and is a predicted model, not a curated record. The transcript has 4 exons. Gene Ontology annotation, molecular function: protein binding. Bases 186 to 1454 code for a protein of 422 amino acids.
AAACCAUAAUUUCCCACCGUAUCUCCAUACGGUUACCCCCCGUAUAUGCCUCUCUCUCAUUCUCUCUCUCUCUCAUCCGAGCGUCGAACGAAGAGGAGAAAGUCCAAAGAAGAAGAAGAUCAACCAACCCAGAGCUUUCCUUCUUCUUCGUCUUCCAUUUCUGGUACUUCAGCUUAAAGCUGUGUAUGGAUAGUAUUUUGGUGCAAGAUGUGAUUAGUGAUCUGCCUCAAAGUAUUGUAGAAACCAUAUUGACAAAGAUUCCGAUAAGGGAUGCUGUAAGGACUAGCAUUUUAUCGAGUAAAUGGAGAUAUAAAUGGGCUAACCUUACGCACCUUGUAUUCGAUGACAGAUGUUCAAGUCUCUACAAUGACAAAGGACUUGUUGAGGGAAACCUUGUAAAGUUUAUUACCCGGUUUCUUUUCCUUCAUGAUGGACCGAUUCACAUGUUCACUUUGUCUAGCACGUACUUGCAAGGGUCUUCUUACAUAGAUCAAUGGCUUCUUUUUCUAUCGAGGAAGGAUGUUAAAGAAUUGGUUAUCGAAUUGGGAGACCGGGAGUGGUUUAGGGCUCCUACUUGUCUUUUCUCGUGUCGAAAAUUGACUCGUUUGGAACUAAUUCGUUGUGAAUUGGACCCUCCUCCAUCUUUUAAAGGGUUCUUGAGUUUGAAGUGCCUCGUUCUUCAACAAGUUUUAAUUGCCCCUGAUAAAGUGGAAAAUCUCCUAUCAAGUUGCCCUCUUCUUGAGAGUCUAACAUUGUCGUACUUUGAUAGUUUUGCUCUCAGCAUCUGUGCUCCAAAUCUCAAAUACUUAUGCUUGGAAGGUGAAUUCAAAGACAUACGUCUUGAAAAUACUCCACUCUUGAUUUUUGUGUCUGUUUCUAUGUACACUGAUGAUACUGCCGAGCAUUUUGAGCAAAGUUCAACUUGCAACUUUGAUAAGUUUCUUGGUGGUGUCCCCUGUCUUCAGAGACUCAUUGGGUAUAUUUACUUCACCAAGUAUUUGAGUGUAGGUAAUGAGCUAGGGAAACUUCAGAUUACUUAUAGCCAUCUAAAGAUUGUGCAAUUGUAUGAAGUGAGUUUUGAGGACAUGAAAGAGAUUCUGGUUGUUCUUCGUUUGAUUUUGAACUCCCCCAUUUUACAAGAACUUCAAAUAUCUAGUUCCUCAAAUACCUCACUUGCAACCGAAGCUACUGAUUUGGACUUUUGGGAGAACGAAUGCCCUUCUGAUUGCACAUUCAGACUGCUUAAAAGUGUGAAGAUUGCAGAUAUUUCUGGAGUGCCCCACGAAAUGGAAUUCAUCAAGUUUUUACUUAGAAACUCACCGGUGCUUGAGGUAAUGAGCAUUAUUCCUAGCACGUGUGUUACAGAUGGAAGAAUAAAUAUGUUGAUCGAGUUGCUGAGGUUUCGACGGGCAUCUGCAGAGGCUGAAAUCACAUUUACUCAACCUAGAAUGUAAAAUCUGCUGUUGUUGUAUAUAGGGCCUCUUUGUUUCCUGAUUGUUUCGUCUCAUGUUUACCGUUUGGCUUCCUUUGGCACUCAUCUGCCUAGUUGUUUGUAUAAUUGUAAUAACAUCGAAUGGCAAGUUUACAAAACGUGCAUAUACUGCAAAA